Messenger RNA from Vairimorpha ceranae, 2811 nucleotides. Its product is annotated as histone transcription regulator. Gene Ontology annotation, molecular function: nucleosome binding; protein binding. Gene Ontology annotation, cellular component: HIR complex; nucleus. The coding region runs from base 1 to 2811 and encodes 936 amino acids. The transcript has a single exon. Lineage: Eukaryota; Fungi; Microsporidia; Nosematidae. The record is from RefSeq and is a predicted model, not a curated record. Gene Ontology annotation, biological process: chromatin organization; DNA-templated transcription.
AUGAAAAUUUAUAACUUAUUUACAAAGACAGAGUCAAAAAAGCCUGUAUCAAUUUUUAGUUUAGAUAUAUUUGAAAAUUUUUUGAUUAUUGCAAGCACGAAUGGUGACAUAGACUUAUACAAAGAUAAAUAUACUAUUUAUAAAACUGUCAGGAAACACGCUGGUGCUGUAUUGUGUGUAAGAUUUAAUCAGCAUGGUUCUUUAAUUGCUUCAUGUGGUGAUGAUGGUGCAGUAAUAGUCUACGAUAUAGAUUUAAAUGUUAUUAAUUUUUUUAAAUUUCAUUCUGGUGAUGUUACUAAUGUUUUUUGGACCAACAAGUAUUUAAUAAGUGUUGGUCACGAUGGGUGCAUAAUUUUUUAUGAUGAAAAACAUUUUAAUGUUAUAGCAAAAAUAAAAUCGCAUGAAAAUAAAAUUACAGGAAUCGGAGGAAACAAAAAAAAUAAUUUUAUCUGUACACAAGGAGAUGAUGGUAUUGUGUUGUAUAAAGAUCAUUCUGUCUAUAAAAAGAUUCCACCUAACGAAGGUGUAAUUCUAGAAUCAUUUUUUUCUAGAAUGAGUUGGUCUCCUGAUGGAUCUAUUUUUUCGUGUGGUCUAUCUUUUAAUCAAAAAGUCAAUUCAAUAGAAAUCUACAACCUAGAAAUGGAAUCAAAGUAUUCUUUACUAGGACAUGUUGCACCUUGUGAAGUAACAUGUUUUAAUCCCAAGACAUUUAUUAAUGGUGUAAAACAAUAUUAUAUUUUAGCAGUAGGCUCACAAGAUUUGUCUAUAAGUUUAUGGACAACACUUUCUCCUUAUCCUUUUUUAUUAAUUAAAAAUGUUUGUGAGAUGCCAAUAUUAGACUUAGCUUGGUCUCUUGAUGGUACAAAUUUAUAUUAUUGUUCUUAUGAUGGUACAGUAGGGAAAUUGGAGUUUGAUUUGAAAGAGUUGGGAAAUAUUUCUACAGUUGAACAUACAACAGAAAAUUCUGAUUUAUUUUUGACGCUUUUGAAUGCAGAACUUUAUGAUAAAAAAAUACAAAAAUUAAUUAACAACAGGAUUAAUAAUACGAGAAUGAUAAAAAAAAAUAUAAAUAAUUUAGAAUUACCACAAAUAUCGAAUCAAAAUAAAAUACAUAAAGAACAUAAUGAUAAACUAUACAAAGAAUCUUUUUUACAUGAAAAAUCCGAAAUUAAAGCGAAAAAUAAAAAUUUUAAGCAUUUAAAUAUACCUUCAGAGAUAAAAAAUAUACAAUAUUACAUUAAUAACGAGAAUAAUAAAUCAGAUGUAGAUUUUAGAUAUAAAAGUCAAAAUGUUUCUAUGGAAGAAAAAUUAAAAAAAAAUAAUAAUUUGAUAAAAAUACAAGAUAAUGAUAGAAAUACAAAAACGAGCUUUUUUGACGAAUCUGUUUUUUCUAGCAGUGAUAAUUUUAAUUAUAAAAAAGAAACUCCUCCUUCAACGUAUAAAUCAAAUGAUCAGUAUUUUGAUAGUUUAAAUCCUUCUCUUCGUAAUCAGCACAUGCAAAAUUAUUCAGAAGGUAUUAGACAAAAUUUUAAUCCAUUUCAUAAUAAUUAUGAAAUGCAUAGAAGACCAUUUAUUCCACCGCCUGGUCAUUUUAAUAUGGAUGGUAUGCCUAUGUAUCCACCUUAUAUGCAUAAUAAUAGAAUGAUGCAUAUGCAGAAUUAUGAUCUUAAUAUGACGAUGAAACCUAAUUUUAUGCAACACACACAAAGAAAUGAUAUUAGAACAUUAAGAGAUCACGAACAAUCACGUUGUGAUAAAAUUUCAGAAGACAAAUUGCAAAAACUUGAACCAUUAAACACUGAGGAUGUAGGAUUAAGAAAAAAAGAUAUAAUUGAACAAGUAGAAAAUAAUGAGAAAUGUAAAACAGAACCCGAAUUAUCUGUUAAUGAAAAAAGCAAUAAUUUACCGACAAAAAAUGAACAGCCCAAUUUAACUACAAAAGUUAUAAAACGAAAAGUUGUUAAGCCUGUUCUUUUAGAUGAUAAAAAAGAAGCACCAGUUGAGGUUUCGAUGUUUAAUUAUAAACAAUCUGUUAGAAUUGAAAAUGGAGUAAUUGAAGAAUUUUAUAAAGAUUUUGGAGAUUAUUCUAUUGAACUAAAUUCAGAAAAAACAAAAUUAACAAUAAAAAGAUGUAAAAAAGAUUUUUUUGAAAUUUACGGAAAGUUUAAUUUUCUGUGUGCAUCCAAAAGAUACAUUUGUGUUUACACCACAAAUAUUGAAAUAUACGAUUUAAGAACUGGUACGCUUGUAUGUCCAUUCAUUGGUGCAGGUUCAGUAAUUUAUAUGGAUAUUUGUGACACCAACCUUUUAUUUUUAGAAGGAGAUGGUACUGUUGGUAUUUUUGAUAUAAAACGCAAUUCCCUGUUAAAUACACGUGUUCCACGGUAUGAAACAGUAGUGCGAAUUAGAUUUAGUAAAUUGUAUUUUAUAAUUUGUGAAUACAAAGAUUCUGAAUAUAUAUUAGAUAAAAAUACUAAAUUAUGGUAUUUAUUACGUAAAGAUUGGAAUGACUUGUCUACUACAAAUAUAGAUUACGAAAAUACGGUAGAUGAGACCAUUAAAAAAUUAGAAAACAAAUUUUUAAUCAAUUUCAAAAAUAAAAGACACGAUAAGCUUAAAAAAAUUACAAAAAAAAUGAUAAAAAUAUUAAUGAACAUAAAAUUAACUGAUCAAUAUGAAAAUAUUAUAAAAAAAGUUUUUAUAGAUUUAAUUAAAUUAGGACAUAAAAAAUUUGUUAUAAGAUGUUUAGAAAAAUUAAGUAAAAAAUUCAAUCUACAAUAUUUUAUUGUAGAUGUUAUGAAAAAUAUGUGA